AUGUACGACAAUAGAAAAUUUACAACUUGGAGGCAGUUAUUAUGGUCCUGUUUUUACACACACUCAUUUACUGAAGAUAAAGAACCUUGUGACACUACUUCAAAGACUACACGGGUAAUGAGAGAGGAUGACUUUUAUGCAUCUAUGCGUGUUCUUGUUAAAGAUGUGCGGUGUAAUUCCACCUCAUACUUCCCGAAAGAGAACAAAAGUGAUGUCGAGUUGAUCCUGUGUCAGUUGAGCUCCGUGGAUAUCCUGCGCCGAGUGUGGAUCAAACUCAUAUCGAGGCAGAAAGCUCAUCUCGAAAAAAAAUCAUGUGAUAAGAAUCUAAAUAAAGGAAAAUCAUGCAUAUUACGGCAAAUGCACAAUCAUGAGCAGGUGCAAUAUUCAAAUGGUAUAAAAAAAAAAUCAAUGAUGGGUCCAGCCGCCAGUGUCGAAUGGGACGUCUUUAGUGCCGUUCUGCUUACCCACAUAAAAGAUGUCCUGAACUUGCAACAGAACCCUGUGGGUAGCAAGAAUUAUGUAACUGUAAAUUCCAACUCUGACACGCUUAUAGAUUGUAUUGUCGACCCUUUUGAUAGUGACUGUCAUCUUAACCGUUCGCAUAUAAGUUUAUCAAGAGUGACCAUCUCUAUGAGCUCAGUAAGUAAUUCGGAUAUAUCAAAUUAUAGUAACGAAUGGGGGCCGGAAGCCGUUUCUGACCUCGAUCAAGAGCUGAGUCUCAUGUUAAAAACUGGAGAAAUCGAUAUUGCCUGUGAAGGUUUUCCUGACACUGUAGAAAAACAAUGUCAGGAGAUGAAAUCAAAAUCAUCCCAAGACACCCCGCGCUCCGUGUGGUCCUCACUUCUCAAUAUUGUUCUUCCCCCUGUCCUGAAGUCUACGGUUUCGCCAGAUCUAGAAUCCCAUCACUGCGGGAUCAAGCACACUACAAUUAAUCCUUCGAAGGGUAUGAGAGCUGUUUCUACCACCGAAAACAAUCCGGAGCACGUCAAAGGGGGGGCAAAUGGUACAAAUUUGCUAGUUCCGCCAUUAAAGAGCAAAACCCGUACACUACCUCUGGAUAACAAUAUUGACAGUAUCCCCCUGGGUACAUUGGUGCCGCCUGAAACUGGUAAUACUAUAGUCGAAAGUAUGGUGAAUAACAGGUCAGAACUGCAGACCAUAGAUGAAAGUUGUGGAAAGUUUGUGAACACAAAAACUUAUAUGGUGAUGUCUACACCACAGAACCCCAAUCCUCACUCCGAAGGACACUGCAUUUCUAUACAGCAGCGCUUCUCUACUACUAUCAAUGAUAAACAACCGCCUUCAGCUUCCAAGAAGUUAAUGCGAAGAUGGACCUACCCUUUCCUGGAGGUUUGUUCAUCAAAUAAUAAACCAACGCAGCUGGACAAGGGCUCCUUACCGUUGACUUAUCCAACUAAAUCCAAAACACGUGAAUUGUUGUACAUCACAAAUCCUUUCAAAUUUCCUUCAACAACAACCAGUAGUGGUAGUGUGAUUCAUUCCCAAGAGCAGGAAGUCAACGGAAGGCAUUCUGCAGGCAUUUCGCAAUAUCCAGGUAUACAAAUGUCACCCCCAAUUAGUAAACUGAGCUUCUCGUAUAAGGUGGCUGAUGAUUCUAAGAAAAGCCCCGACUACAUCUACAGCGUAAUAGCGCCACCUCCAUACAGUGGCUGCGAUAAGCCCUCAAAGGAGGUAUGUUCCAUAAAUCACACUCCUACUAGUAAUAGCGUGGAUGUGAUGGGCAAUAGCAAUGAACGUGGUGAAAACUCCUUCAGAACGGAAAAUUGUUCUAAAGAGUUAGCGACUGGCACCACCUAUAAGACACCUGAAGAAGUACUAACGCCCAUUGCGCCUUUGUCGUAUUCCUCUUCCCCAGUUGUAGAGGCAAACCUGGUGUACCAACGAUACGCAUCUCAACCCUAUAUAAGUGGUGGCUCCUUUUCUGUAGGUGCGACGUCUAACAAACGCAAGUGGAAUGAAUUAUCACAAGUGAAUCGAUGUAAAUUAAAUGGACUCCUAUCCCCGCCAGUCACAAUGGAUCAAUGGCAGAAUUGUGUGGAUAGUAGGUCACGAGAAAACGCGUCAUACAAAGCGAAUUGUCAAAAAAAAAAAUUGCUAGUAAAUCAACUUGGACUAUUGACAAUCAAAGUAUUAAAGAAGGUAAGAAAAAGAAUGGGGAAGUAA
Messenger RNA from Phytomonas sp. Hart1, 2184 nucleotides. NCBI's taxonomy places the organism in Eukaryota, Euglenozoa, Kinetoplastea, Trypanosomatida, Trypanosomatidae. The record is from the annotation of a GenBank genome assembly.